This is a messenger RNA of Nematocida parisii ERTm1, 192 nucleotides long. RefSeq lists its product as uncharacterized. NCBI's taxonomy places the organism in Eukaryota, Fungi, Microsporidia. The transcript has a single exon. The coding region runs from base 1 to 192 and encodes 63 amino acids. The record is from RefSeq and is a predicted model, not a curated record.
AUGUACAGGGACUUACAAAUGAAAGAAAAGAAAAAUGAAUUAUUUAAGAAUCCAUCUAUUGAUAUGCUCAAAAACAGAAAUAAUAUGUCAACCAGCGAAGUAUCGAUUGACUGCACUGCCAAGAGUAAAGAUAAAUCACAGAGAUAUGUUAAGUACAAUUUGUGUGAAAGCAUUCUAUUUAAUAGUAAAUAG